This is a messenger RNA of Girardinichthys multiradiatus, 2040 nucleotides long. Its product is annotated as synapse differentiation-inducing gene protein 1. The record is from RefSeq and is a predicted model, not a curated record. Gene Ontology annotation, cellular component: synaptic vesicle membrane; intracellular membrane-bounded organelle; postsynaptic density membrane. Gene Ontology annotation, biological process: positive regulation of synapse assembly; synaptic vesicle clustering. The coding region runs from base 669 to 1463 and encodes 264 amino acids. The transcript is spliced from 4 exons. NCBI's taxonomy places the organism in Eukaryota, Metazoa, Chordata, Actinopteri, Cyprinodontiformes, Goodeidae.
UGUGGGGGAGGAGCAGUUCUUCUACAUGCUCUUCCUGAAUGAUAGAGCUUCUCUACUAAUCUAGAUGGCUUUCAAAGAAUGUACAUUUCAAUGAUCCAUAUCUGCUGACCAUGCAGGGCCUGGGUGUGCAGUAUCCUCGGACCACCGUCUGGCUCUAGAAGAUAAAUACUGAUGUGUGAACCAGAGAAAACUGGAGUUCUACAAGGCGCAGUGAGACGGUUCCACAUGAUGAGCUGUUUGAAGCUCUGAGGGGCUUUAGGACCAUGCAGAGGACAGCUCAGCUGAAUACAAACACCUCUUCUGUAUUCACAACACAUUCUUCCUCUGCCCCGUACACUCAGCGGCUGAUACUCCCUCCUCCUCCUCCUCCUCCUCCUCCUCCUCCUCCUCCUCCUGCUCCGCAGCAGCAGCUGUCAUCCUGCAGCAACACGGACACCUGAGCGCUUUCCUGCCCGCCUACAGCUCUCCUCUCUCGGCUAUUGGUGUGUUGGAGCUCCGGAGCUUCUGAUCGGGUCUCCGACAGCUCUGUGCCGGGCUCAGAGCGCUCUGAGGUCGGUCGGAGAACGGAGACGGAAACGAACAGAUGAAAACUUGUGUCUCACCUUGGGAGGUCACCUUCUGACCUCUGACCUCUUUGAGAAAGCCCUCUGAAGAGGACCAGGACAGCCAUGCAGGGAGAAGAAGAGGCAGACAUCUCACUGAGAGAAGGAGCAGGUGGAAGAGAGUUCUGCAGACACAGUGGUCUCAUUAACACCCACAGGUUAGGGGCGGAGCCUCGGGAGGCGCUUCUGUUCCAGGGUCGCAUGGUGGUGGGUGCGCCCCCUCAGCAGGAGUAUGGCAGGGCUCCUUCCCAGCUCCUGAACCCCAGGACUCUCCUUCCCCACCAGGCAGCUCCAGAACCCGCCCUCAGAGCCACUUCUGGCCUCCUCCUGUGCCCAGACGGCGUCCUGCGAGUGUGGGGGGAGGCUGGGGGAGGCGAUUGCUGUGAGACCACUUUCAUCGAGAGCCCCAUCACCACCUCCUCCUUCUCAGCUGCUGCUCCCUGCUCCUCAAAGGAGUUGCUGCUGUUUUCUGAUGGCAAGUUUGUGGAGUUUUCAGGAGAGGAAGCAAAGAUUCCCUCGUUGUCAUACGACAUUGAUGACGAUGACGACUUCCAGGAGCUCGAGAGCGAUUACUCCAGUGAGUCUGAGAGCGAGGACGCCUUCCUGCUGUUGCCUCCUAGAGAUCACCUGGGCCUCAGCGUCUUCUCCAUGCUCUGCUGCUUCUGGCCACUCGGCAUCGCUGCCUUCUACCUGUCACACGAGACCAACAAGGCGGUGUCUAAAGGUGACUUCCACCUGGCCAGCUCCAGCUCCAGACGGGCACUCUUCCUCGCCGUCUUGUCCAUCACCAUCGGAACUGGGAUCUAUGUGGGCGUGGCUGUGGCGCUCAUUGCCUACUUGUCCAAGAACCACCAAUGGUAGCCAUGACAACAAUAACGGAAGUUACUCAUCAUCAAUCGGAUGCUAUGUACAGUGGUGGGUGGAGCCCAGUCAGUCCACUGGUGCUGGCCAGUCACAGCAGCUUUGGGGUAAUCAGAGUUUUGGAUCUGGACCCGGAACCUCUGGAGCUUUGGAUACCUGAAUCUGCUCCCGGGCUUCCUAUGUUUUCUACAGGUUAUUUAGACUUUUUCUGUCUCGUCUGUUUAUCUGUGGUUCUACGGAUUUUUCCCUGCAGGAUUUCUCAUCUUUUCUGAUAAUCUCCAUCAUCAUCAUCAAAGUGUCCCUCAGGCAUACGUAUGUGUUUUAGGUUGAUGAUGUUCUAAACAGCAGAACCAAGGUAUUUAUAUGGAUGCUGCUUUAAAUGAAUGGUUCUGAUGUUCUAAUCAUAUGUUGCUGGCCUCACUGAAAUAUUCUGUUUGCUCGAAUGAGGUCUUUCAUUGGUGCAGUUUUCCGUCUGCUACCUCUAUUUUUCUUAACUCAGUUGUUCUGUUCUGGUCCAUUUUAAGUUCUGGUUCUGGUUCUAGAACUAAAAGGAGAAAUAAAAAGAUUUCCUUCCUGA